Molecule: messenger RNA, 991 nt
Organism: Amoebophrya sp. A25
Lineage: Eukaryota; Dinophyceae; Syndiniales; Amoebophryaceae
Source: the annotation of a GenBank genome assembly
CUGAAGAAGCUGACUCUACUCCUCCUUUUCGUAGGAAGCGGCUGUCUGCACGUAGUGGAUGGAACCUCCUCCAGAAAAAGUGGCUCUACUUCUACGUGUGGAGAUCAUGCAAAAAAUACACGAGGACUACUUCGAGGGCAGAACAAUAUAAACAACUACACGACUGGGAAUAAUAAUUAUCGAGGACAUGAUCAACUACAACUGAUGAAUCCAGCAGCACAGCAAGGUCCUCCUCAUCACGGACCUCCACUAAAAAUCACCUUAGUUGGAGCAUUGUCAGGAACAAGUACCAUUCUGGAAAUGACGGUUCCGCGAUACUCUUUGGAAAGUUUGAAAGUCGCAGAUAUACGUCGCGAGUGGGAAAAGAAGAACCCGAACAAGAGCAGUUUUGUUUUUGAUUUGGUUUUGAUCUCUCCAUGUUGUUCAUGUUCUCAUUUGAGCGAUGUUGAAGAUGCAGCAGGUCGUGGAGAUGGGGCAGGGGCCGCGACUGGAGAUGAUGGAGCCGUAGCGACUGGAGAUGAUGGAGCCGUAGGCGGAAAUGGGGCAGGGGCUGCGAGUGGAGAUAUACGUGGAAGUCGAAGUAGGGGAAGCACGAUUCUGGAGCCGACAAAAAAGAUCAGUGAAUUACUUCCUUUCGCUUUCGUAUCCACCCUGGAUAUUAAGGAUGAAGAAGCUUCUGUUCCUGGACGCCAAGACGAGCUCGUCCUGCAAGCGUAUUUCAAGCUCCGAGGGCCGUUAGAGAGGAUUUUCAACGAACUCGAUGUCGAUGGAGUACCAUUCUCUGAAAAACAAAUGCAGCUUCGCACAUAUUUUGGGGUUGAUCAGUUCGUUGACCGUGGUUGGCGGCCACUGAUGUCUUUCUUGCGGCAUGAUGCAGGAGACAGCAAUAUCAACGUGGUCAACAAAGACCAAGCUUCCCUACAAAGUCUGGUAUAUUUCCAGAAGCAUAGACUUUUGAGAAUGUCAGAAGGCACAACUACUACCAGAGAGG